AUGCCAUUUUAUGGUAAAAGAAAAGAGGGCAUUGUUCUGGAACACAAGAUUUCUAGAGAUGGUAUUGAGGUGGAUAAAGAAAAAAUUGCAACAAUUGAGAAAUUACCACCUCCGGUGUCAGUGAAAGGUGCGAGAAGUUUCCUUGGCCUUGCGGGAUUUUAUCGACGAUUCAUCAAAGAUUUUUCCAAAGUGUCUAAGCCUCUCUCUUCACUGUUAAUGAAUGGUGUGGUUUUUGAUUUCAAUGAAGAGUGCCUUCAUGCCUUUAAGGUACUAAAGGAGAAACUCAUAGCUGCACCUAUAGUUGUGGCUCCAAACUGGGACUUACCAUUCGAAUUGAUGUAUGGCACUAGUGACUAUGCUGUGGGUGUAGUUUUGGGGCAGCGUAUUGAUAAGGGUACUGAAAACCUUGUAGCAGACCACUUGUCUAGACUAGAAAUAGAAGAGAGUCAGAAUGAGAAAGAUGUACAGAUCAAUGACUCCUUUCCAGAUGAACAGUUGUUUGGGGUAAGUGAAAAUCCUGUUGUGCCUUGGUUUGCGGAUAUUGUGAAUGUCCUUGUUGCAAAGGUUGUGCCUCCUGAGAUUUUACUCUGA
Humulus lupulus (European hop) is the source of this 591-nucleotide messenger RNA. RefSeq lists its product as uncharacterized. The transcript has 2 exons. The record is from RefSeq and is a predicted model, not a curated record. The coding region runs from base 1 to 591 and encodes 196 amino acids. NCBI's taxonomy places the organism in Eukaryota, Viridiplantae, Streptophyta, Magnoliopsida, Rosales, Cannabaceae.